Molecule: messenger RNA, 2044 nt
Organism: Chlamydomonas reinhardtii
Lineage: Eukaryota; Viridiplantae; Chlorophyta; Chlorophyceae; Chlamydomonadales; Chlamydomonadaceae
Exons: 8
Coding region: 198-1871 (557 amino acids)
Source: RefSeq, a predicted model, not a curated record
GUUGCUUCACCCGUCGAAAAAUUCUAGCACGGACUGCAGUCUUGGACACACUGCACAACAGCCAACGUUCAUAAUCAUAUCCCAAGCCCAGCCAACUAACAAUUAUGAAUCCACUCAAAGUCAGUAUCCUAGGCUGAGCUCCAAGUUUAGGAAGAGUCGUAAAGCCAACGCUGCAGUAGUCCAGCCAAUCGGAGCGGAUGGCUUCUGCUGCGGUGGACUCCGGGCGCCAGCGCAGCCUGCUGGCAAAUGCUCAGGCUCUUGUCGCCGAGCUGCGCGCGCUGCCGCUCGACCCGGCCACAACCCGGGCGAGCUACCCGCGCAUGUUCGACCUCGUCAGACUCGUGAAGCGGUACAGCGAGGCCACGGCCGCGCUCCCGGCUGACGAGACGCGAGCAAUGUGGGAGCAGCGUGGACAGUGGCUGCAGGAGGAGGUGGCGGGCCUUGCUCAGGAGCGCAUCUACUCGCCCGACCAGCAGCAGUACUGGCUCAAUCUGCUGCUGCUGCUGUUUGCGGGGGCGGAGGCGUGCGACCGGGCACUGCGGGAAAAGCUGGAGCUGGACCUGGCUCUGCAGGCCGCUCACCGCCAGGCUGCGGAGCUGGGUGAGCAGCUGCGGGCGGCGCGCAGCGAGGCGGAGCAGGCGGCGCAGCGCACCGCCGUGCCUCCCGGCCUUGCUGAGGAGUUGCUGGAGGCUCGGUCCAAGGCCGCGGUGCUGGCGGCUGAGCUGGAUAAGGGGCGGGCCGAGGCGGCGGCCGCCGCGCAGCAGAUGCAGUUGCUAGUGGCGGAGCGGGACUCACUGCGGCAGCAGGUGGACGGGCUACGGGCGGAGCUGGCGGCGGCGCAGGACACCGCCGCCAGCAGGCAGGAGGUGAUCCAGCAGCUGAUGCAGCGCACCGAGACCAGCAGCAGCCAGGGGCAUGCCACGGCCGCGGAGCUGACGCGGCUGCAGACGCACUGCAACACGCUGAGCGUUAACCUGGAGACCAAUGCCAAGGUGAUCGAGAAGCUGGUGGAGCUGAACAGCGAGCUGAUGGACAACCUGAACGUGGCCACCGCCGCUGCCGACAUCAAUAAGAAAAAGGCGGCAGCGGGAGCAGGCGAGCAGCAGCAGCAGCUGCAGAUCUCGACAGGAGGGGCAGCAGCAGCGGGGGCGCCAGGGGCAGCACCAGGCGGAGCGGCAGGUGGCGGCAGCAGCACCGGCGGGGGAGCAGGAGCGGGCACGGGCGGGAGCCCGGGGCCAAGUGGCUUUGGGGCUGGGGCUGGGGGCACGAGCUACCAGGCGGGGGCAGGCACAGCUGCUGCAGGGGCAGCUGCAUCAGCGCCAGGGGGUGCCAAUAGCACGUUGGGAGCGCCAUGGCUGCAACGAAACGGCGCCGAGCCGGCCUCCAACGGUACCUACGGCACGCCCGCCUCGUCCUUCUCCGCAUACGCCGCCUCUACCGUUGCCUCCACCGCUGCAUCCGCGACGCCGCCACCGCCCCGCAGCGGGCAUGCGGAGCCGUCUCUCACUGACGCGUUCGCGGCAUUCCUAAAAGACGAGCAGCCGGCUGCGAAACCCGCAACAGCGGCGUUGCUGGCGGCGCCGCCAGGCAGCGCGCAGUCCUCGCAGGGUGGCCAUGGGCAUCCGCCAGGAGCGGCGGGAGCAGGAGGGGCAGGAGGAGGCGGGGGGCCUGGGGCCGGCCGUCGGGGCUUCGGGUUGGGCCUGGGGACGGUGUUGAGGUACGUGGCGGGGUCGGAUCGCUCGAACACGGGGCACACGGCGGGUGCGGGGCAAGGGGGCACGGGUGGGGCGGGCGUGCCGACGCCGCCGUCGGGCGCGGGCGGUACGGCACCAGGUCAGCCGGCGAGGGCGAUAGGCGAAGGUAGCCGAUAGCGCUAGUGUAGAGCACAGGUAGGCAGGUCGGCGUGGCAUUUGCAGAAUAGUGUAAGUCAAGGCAGUUUCGGGUAUGGCACCCUGUGGUGAUGUGAUGGGGUGGUUAAUGGGUGUGCCGGCAUGGCGUUCCGGGUGGACGUGGCGCCGUCAUCGGUCGUUGGACUAACGCUGAC